AUGAAUUACGUGGCUUAUUUGAUCAAAGCACCGCAUGCGCCUGUUAUAUAUGAUGCGUGGGUGUGCGGUGGAGCUAUAGUACAUCCUGAGUUCAUCAUAACUUCAGCAGCCUGCAUAGAGGAUGUCCAGUUCAUGUACGCUAUAGCUGGCUACAAGAAGUAUGUAAAUUUUAAGGACAUCGAUAAUGAUCCAUGUACCAAAGCGUCUAAGAAGAAGAUAGUUAUCUCUUGUGUACCUAAAAGUUACAAUUUUGCGUACGAGAAAGUUACUAAGUGGGCGUACAUAGAUAUUGGCGUGGUCAGAGUCGACACGCCGUAUGACUUCAGUCUUAAAAGUCCCCUACCAUCAUGUUCGUGGGUUCCGCGUAAGAUUGCUAUUAACUAUGACGUCAAAUAUCAGCAGCCAGGAACAGAUACUAUAGUCAUGGGCUGGGGCCAUGAUUUAAAAUGGCGACGGCCGGAUGACACAAAGGACUAUAAUCAAGCAACAUUGAAGUACAGUCCCCUUCUAAUACAAGACAAGGAAAAGUGUAAGGAUUUCUAUACCAAUAUAGAUGGUAUGGAUAAGGUGAUAGAAAAGUACAUGAUAUGCGGUUUGGACGAAGGCAAUAUCAAUUCAAAGGGUGAUCAGAUCGCGAGAAGCCACGCCUUGAUAGAUGGUUGUGCCAACAACUACAUCAGAGUUGGUGGAAUUUGCCAAAGUCCACAAUCGUUAAAUAUCACAAUAUGGCCGGUCGAAACUGAGAAGCCAAUAACACCACCACCUCCAAAAUAUUAUACUCCUACUCAACCACCAGCAUCAGACGCACCCUCUAUUGAUAAUAUCCCUUCCGACGUCGGCAAUGGAUCUGAAGACGAUGCCACCAUCACAUUUGAUGAUAUUGCAUUCAGUUUCCGAAGAACAGAGAUGGGAAGGAAACUGACCAAUUUCUCAAGAAGGACAGGAAUAUGUCAGAACGAUCAUGGAGGCCCUCUAGUGACUUGGGUCGGUAAAAAUGAGGUCCUUAUAGGCGUGGCCUCUGUGUUCAGAGUAUCUCAGAGGUUUGAUUGCAUUGGACCCUUCCUCUUCACCAGCACUCAGUGCAACGGAGCGUUCUUGAACUGUAUCAUCAACAAUAUGACUAGCACCCGAAGAGACCCAGUCUGCGAACAACCGGCAGAAGAAAGAGGCUUCGAAAUAGUGGAACGAAGAAUAUCAUGGAAACAUCAUCCUGACGGACCGGCUGCAAAUGAACAUGCGGACGACGUUUUUGAUAGUCGAUAUCCUAUUCAUUAUUAAAUUCUAAAUGGGCCAUGAUGCGGUUAUAAAGUACCUAUUUGAGACACCCUAGAAGUCUCAA
This is a messenger RNA of Pectinophora gossypiella (pink bollworm), 1339 nucleotides long. RefSeq lists its product as uncharacterized. Gene Ontology annotation, biological process: proteolysis. Gene Ontology annotation, molecular function: serine-type endopeptidase activity. The transcript has 8 exons. Bases 1 to 1278 code for a protein of 425 amino acids. NCBI's taxonomy places the organism in Eukaryota, Metazoa, Arthropoda, Insecta, Lepidoptera, Gelechiidae. The record is from RefSeq and is a predicted model, not a curated record.